AUGCUUUAAGUACCUUGUUUCAAACAUGAAGGAUAAUAUUUACUAUUUUUUCUACCUUAAAAAGAAGCAACUUAAUAUUUUUGUGAUAUCUGUCUACUCUCUUUGUAAGAACAAUCAAAUUUAGAAAAAUUUUAGAAAUUAAUUCAUAUCAAUAAAGUAUAAUUGAAUUAAAUUAAGGCAUUAAAAUACCCUGAGUAUCUAAUUACUAAAUUGGACAUUGACCAAUAGUUAUUGAAUUAUUUUAAUGAAUUCAGUCAAUAGGAUGAAGUUACUUUAAUUAAAGAGCUUAAGGAGAUUGAAUUAAAGAUCCAAGAAAUGCAUACAGUCUUAACAAAAUUGUUUUAAUAACUUAAAAUAGUUGUUUAGGCAAGGGAAGAUUUGAAAUAAAAAAUAAGAAGUGAUUUAAAUUAAAUCGUUAAACUUGAUCAAUUAAAGGAAAUAAUAAGUAGUUUGAGCUAAUUAGGUGAUACUAUAAAUCCUUAAGCAAUUGAAAAGAGCGAAUAAACCUUGCAUCAAUAUAUUAAGGAUUUAAUGUUAAAUAAUAGCGCUUAUUUAAAUGAAAAACUUUAUGAUGUUUUAGAUUAGAAGCAAAAUCAAGUUAAGGAUUUGAAAGAAGAGAAGUAUCCAGAAUUUCGAAGAUUUGGUGAAUUAUAUAGAUAAAUUUCUGAAAAGCAUUUUAGCUUUAAUAAAUGGGUAGAUCCAAAAUUGUUGAAAACAAUAUGUUGCUCCUUACUGACAGAAUAAUUUUCAUAGAAAAUUUAAGAUAUUAUAUAGAGUAAAACAGGGAAAAAAAUAUCAUAAGCACAAAUGAUUUAUUAAGGAACUAAAGAUGGUUUAAACGGAUAAAUUUUUUUGACAAAAGUAAAUGGUAAAAGCAAUUUGUUGUUGGUUUUUAAAUCUAGCAGUCAGUAUAUAUUUGGAGCUUAUACUCCUUUGAAAUGGAUUAAGUAAGUUGCUAACUAUCAAUAUAUUCAAGAUGAUUCAUGCUCUUCCUUAAUUUUCUCAUAAACGCAUGAUUAAAUUUAUUCUUUGAAAUAAGAGAGUAAAUCACUUGCCAUCUGUUUCAGUUCAGGUUAUCCAAUUGCUUUUGGAGGAGGCCAUGAUAUAUCAAUCAAUUCUGAUUUUUAAACUGGCUACUCUAAUUUAGGAUUUUCCUAUUAAUGGGAAUAAUAUAAAAAUGUCAAAAGCAAUCAUUUGUUUGGUUAAGAUCAGCCUAAAAUUCAGGAAUGUGAGGUUUUUGAAUUAAUAUUUUUUUGA
Messenger RNA from Paramecium tetraurelia, 1257 nucleotides. RefSeq lists its product as uncharacterized. The record is from RefSeq and is a predicted model, not a curated record. Lineage: Eukaryota; Ciliophora; Oligohymenophorea; Peniculida; Parameciidae. The transcript has 2 exons.